AUGGGGAUGGCCUCCAUGAUGAUAAAACCUGGUGCACAAUCUCGAGUUUUCAUCAAUGAUGCCAUCCUGCUGGACGAAUCCCCACCGGAACUACACAGCGUCACCAUAGAAACAAACGGGCGUCUAGUGUGGAGCCCGGAUGGAGAUUACAGCCUGACCACCCAGUACAUUUUGAUCAAGGGGCGUUUUGACAUCGGCAGUGAUGACUGCAAGUUUCACAGGAAAGCCAACAUCACUCUUACAGGCAUCCGUGGCAAGUACAGAUACGUCAUGGGACCUCACCUGUUCGGGGAGAAGUUCAUCGGGGUGGCUCCGGGUGGCACCUUGGAACUUCAUGGCAGAGAGAAGCUGUCCUGGACUAAACUGACCAGAACUCUGCCCAAACUGACCAGCGCCAAUGGACUGCACUACGAACACAAGACAAGCAACCACAGUUCUGAUGGGAGUUGGAAGAAGGGCAUCCACGCUUACGUCAUGGAUGGAAGAAAUGGUCACGUGAUCGACUUUGCAAGCUUCAUUCUGGGAGAGUACAACAGUUACUAUUCCCCGAGAGAUCCAACGUCUCUGGCACAGUUCAUUAAUAGUGCAAAGGAUGGGGACAUUGUCCAACUGAGUGUCAAGACGAACCUGUUCGAGCCACGGGUCAAUCUGACACCUGUAUACGAGGCUGUGGAGACACUUACUGAUGGACACGUGACCGGAAAUGGGCUAAUUAGAUCUGUCCGGAAAGGCGACGCAUACGCUCUCAUCAUUCAAAAAGGGAAGCCGGAAACGUUAGACCAGAAGAUUGGUGUCAACUACAAACUGCGAUCUCAGACUGCCAAGGUCAGUCUGACUCUGUGGGACAGACGUUUGAAGUUCUCUGUCAGCAGCUACAUAGACAACAAACACUCCUACUUGAACUCCGUCGACUUUAGGGUCGUGUCAACUCAGGCUGCAUACCCCAUCCUGAAUGUCAUAGACGAUGUGUCGACAUGGCAACCAGGUGACAAAGUCAUAGUAACAUCUACGGACUACCAAUGGACCCAGACAGAGGAGGGAACUGUCAUCAAGUGUGCCAAGUGUCACCAUAAUCAAGUCCAGAUAGACUUGGAGCCGCGCUUCACACAUUGGGGGGAGAUGUUGGACGGGGUGGACCAGAGAGCCGAGGUGGCGCUGCUCACUCGCAACAUCCGGGUUGAAGGUCGCAUGGAGAACACGUGCCCACCUAGCAACCGCAACUGUAAUAUAUAUAACUAUGACACGUAUGGUGGCCAUGUCAAGUUUGUGAAGGGUUUCAAGGACGUCCACAUACAAGGGGUUGAGCUGACUCACAUGGGACAACAGUCCGAAAAAGGUUUCUAUCCAAUCCACUUUCAUAUGACUCACGAUGUCGACAGCGUCGGUAACUAUAGCAACCCGGCCUGGGUGCGGCAUUGCUCUGUACACCACACCUACAGUCGCUGUGUCACCGUCCACGGCACUCAUGGUGCUACAGUACAAGACAAUGUUGGAUACGACCACCUUGGUCACUGCUACUUCCUGGAAGACGGCGGAGAGAAGAGGAACGUCUUCGACGGUAACCUUGGAGUAGGAACCAGAAAGGGCAGUAUUCUACCCUCGGAUGGCAAGCCUGCCACGUUCUGGAUGACGUCACCGUCAGUGUACCUUAGAAACAACGUCGCCGCCGGUGGCGAGGGUGUAGGUAUAUGGUACGUGUAUCCCGAUGAGCCAAUGGGUCCUUCCUUCGGUCUGGGAUUCUUUCAGAAGAAUGAAGCGAAACACACCGCCCUGCUGGAGUUCAACAACAACGUUGCCCACUCCAACUUCCAGGGGAUGUUCAUGGAUGGCAUCGUCGAGCCGGACGAGUCAGUCGGGGACAACAAUCACUAUGACGCAAGAGAGGACCCUCUAAAUACAACCUCUCCUUUCAAAGAGGUUGUUCUCUACAGACUGACGGCUUACAAGAACCAGUAUCAGAACGCGUGGAUCAGGGGUGGUCUGAUACGGAUGGAUCAUUCAUCGUUUGCGGACAGUGGACGGAGCUUGACCAUGGCUAGAGCAGCGGCUGAUCAAUCGCUGACCAACUCCAUCGUAAUCGGCGAAUCCCGGAAUCUUGGCGAACCUUCACGGAUCUCCCUUGGCAACGACAAAUACACCGACAUGCCGCGAAGUAUUCCACUUCCGUAUGACCCCCACCAGCCUCUAAACGGCUUCCUCUUCUACGACGGUCCUGUAUAUAUAAAGAACGUGUGGUUCAGUAACUUCAUCAGCAAUGUCAACUACACCGCGGGGGCGAUAGGCUUCCUUCGAAACAACGGAUACAGUUCAUCUCCAUCCAACAUGGCUACCAAUGUCAAGUUUAACUUUGUGGACGGGCCCACAACGGGUAACCGAGUGUAUGACGGUAAUGAGACCAUCCACGGGUUUGGCAACGACGACGGCGACAAGACUGCUACCAUCAGGGACACCGACGGUUCCCUAACUGGGUACCGGGGGGCAACUGUGGUGAAGCCAGGGUCGUACUACCACAACGCUAGAUGCUACCGGCGGGACAACUGGAAUAUGCAGAUAUGUCCCCAGGAGUUCGGCUCUUUGUCGAUACGACUCGGGAGUACUGGGGACCAUGGCAAGACACACCCCUUCAUGAUCAGAGACGAUGACCCUGCUGCUAAGAUGACGGAGACGUGGGCGCACUCGGCGGCGUUCCCGGUGACGCUUGGGGGACAUUACAGCUACACUCUACACUGGAGCGGCAUCGUGCCCCACGAGUUUCAUAUUGUCGGGGAAGGGAUUGAUAAAGGUCGAUGGCUUAGGUUCGGCGUGUGUCUACCAAGGGAUGGCAAGUUCCACAUCUGGCAGUUCAAGCCAGUGUAUCGUGAUAGCCAGUCGAAAUGGGAGAACCAACACUGGACGGAACUGACCAGUGUAGCCGACCUCGAGAAGGACAAGUCGGGCACAGGCUACUUCUGGGAUAAACAUACUGGAUUGAUGUUCUUCAAGAUGUUCAACAACCAUGAGAGGUACAACAACGAGACGGACGCUUGUCCCGACGGCUGUCCCUACGUACGCAUCCAGGUCCUCUCCGGCAACCUCCACGACGGCGACUGUUCCUCCAGAGCAUAUGGACCGUACAGACGGGCACCUGUUGUACGCCAUCGUAAUACCUAG
Haliotis rubra (blacklip abalone) is the source of this 3150-nucleotide messenger RNA. Its product is annotated as cell surface hyaluronidase-like. Bases 1 to 3150 code for a protein of 1049 amino acids. NCBI's taxonomy places the organism in Eukaryota, Metazoa, Mollusca, Gastropoda, Lepetellida, Haliotidae. The record is from RefSeq and is a predicted model, not a curated record. The transcript has 22 exons.